Amoebophrya sp. A25 is the source of this 2971-nucleotide messenger RNA. The record is from the annotation of a GenBank genome assembly. Lineage: Eukaryota; Dinophyceae; Syndiniales; Amoebophryaceae.
GGUUUACCUUGACGCGGAGUCGACCCUAGAAGGUUCCGGAUUGCAAAAAGAGGCUUCUGAAGACCACAGUCACAACAGCCUUGUCCACGGUCCCGGUAUGAAUAAUGACGCAGCUGAGCAUAAAUACUACAACAUCAAUAACAACAACAACAACAACAUCACGAGCAGCCAGCCCAUCUACAAGAACAAGACUUACCAAUCUUAUCCACCGAAUGAAGAGCGGUUCAGCGAUGAAAAAGUGGCAGCAUUGCUCGAAAGCAUAAGGUACGAAAUGGCCGAAGGGUGGAAAGGCAGACGAGAGUUUGCAGAAUUUCUACGAACUUUGUUCGGGCAAGAGAUAGCAGAUGAAGACGACGACAAGGCGAGCACAUUUAUUGACAUUAGCACUAGUAGAGUGGAGGAAAAUACGCAAACAGGAUUCGCCGAGGCCAUGGAAUGCCUAACAAGUUUGUCAUCUGGUGUCAUCGCCCGUAUCUGCAACAGGCUACUCCUCAGGCAUAAUAACGAAGCAGGGACACGCCAUUUGACACCACUCGAGAUUCCGCCCAUUGCGACACCGCCCUCGCCCAAGGAGGAUCCGCCCAUUUUGGUAGCUAUACUUACUUCGUCGCUUUUCUCGUUGAUCUUGAUACUCUUAGUCUUAGUCACAGAUAUCAGUCCUUGAGUGGGAGUCCUACUCAGAGUGAGUACUUACAACAAGUAGAAACGCGAAGAAAGUAGGGCUAGGGAUUCAUUUUCAUUUCUGCAGAAAAAGAUAUUGAUAUCAUCGCUGUGAAGUAUCUUAUGAUCGUUGCUGUUCAACACUAUUUUCAGACACCGACGAACAAAGAUAAAGUGCUUGAUCUCAUGGGCAGGAUGGAUGAGGAGGAGUUUCAUCAGUUUGAGUGUGCUACUACAGCGGACGGAACGCAGAGCCCUCAAGUAGAUCAUAACGAACGACUCGAUUUUGCUUUUUACCUGAGGGACCUCGGGGCCAACAUGAUGAAGACGACGAUAACAAAAGGAUACAGCUACUCCUUGCAUUUUUUCGGUGGAGUUGAAGCAGCAAAGCUUUUUGAAGGUGUUCCUGAGCUUAAAGGAUUCGGAACAAACCAGGAGGAUGGUCGUCUUCGUGGUAAACGUGAUACUUAUGAUUAUCAGCCACGUGAGGUCGAAGGCUAUCUCUCCGGGGCCUUGGAUGCGUACGAACAAUUGCUGGCGGACGAGGCGGAAACGGGAGUGAAGUUGCCGAAGGACAACCCCAACGGCAGUGUUGCUGUUCUGGCGGAAUCAAUAUCUGACGAACAGAAGCAGGAUUUUCUUGAGUUCCUCAACCUAAAUGGGCCACCUUCAAUCACAAACCCUUUCCGCCGGUUCCUUGCGACGGAGGUGCCUGCAGGCGAAGAUAGCAUUGUCCAGGAUAUCGAGCAGAGGAGCCAAACACGCUUCCGCGUCACCAAAGCGAAAGUCCAGAACGCUUCGGACUUGGAAACAGACAAAUUGCCCUUCAAGCAAGCACCUGCUCGCCAUAAAGAGUGGUGGCUUAAUCUGUGGGGAACCGACACUGAAAUAGAAAUUGGGCAAGUGUAUGCCGCCGCAAAAAUGUGGCUGAAGAAGGACAACAAGAGACCUGAUGAUACUCGGACGCUCGAACUCUUUCGGGUAGAAGACCACUUCAACAUGCUUGGCCAAUCUCCCAUCCCACUAGCCUACCUUGUAGGAGUACACAAGAAAUUGGACGAGACGAUGCAGGAUGACAAGUGUGGGCGGGAUGAUCCUUUUCCAGAGCGGUAUUGUUGGUUUUAUACUAUUGCUGUAAUCUACCUCACCGCGCCUUCGCCAGUCAGUACAAAUAACGCAGCGCAGGAAUCGGCUUCGUAGACUACGGGACGAGAAAGCGGUAACUAAUCAUAUCCGAGUCCUGCCCAAGGCACAAGAAGGAGAAACUUGAUAAAAACAAGAAGAACAUCUUCAAUAAAAGGGACAAGAAGAUCAUCGAACAUCAAUAAAACGAACGAAAAUAUCUGAAGUGCUAGACCAAGGGGUACAUCCAAAGGAAAGCUCCAAGCUUCACAGGAGCCAUCUUGUGCAGCACUGCCAGUAGAGAACAAGCUCCAGACUACAUUUCUGAUUAUUAAAAACUUAUCAUCAUCUUCAACAACAUCAACUUCAACGUCAUUUGUCUACUAACACACGACAAGCUCGCUGGAAAACAUGCGUCUAAAAGCAAGUCCACCAAGCAUCGAAAUACGUUUUCUGUUCCUGUCUCGUAGCAUACUAGUUCAUACACCUCUUCAAUUGCAAGUGAAUACAGUUGCAGCGCCGCUGCGUCAACUAGAUCAACAAGGGGAACAGCUCUAGCAAUUUUAUACCGAGGUUUUGUACCUGACGAAGAAGACGGUCAACUGUUGAAGGAUGUUGUUGCAGAUCCAGACAAGAGGGAGAUCCAAGAGAACGAGUGUCAUAGCACCAGCACAACCCAAGUCAGUGUCUCAUAAUUUUCAUACCAUAGGAUAUUGCGAAGCUGAACCGGAAGCUGAACACGAUAGUUAUUAAGAAUCCUGGCUGUUACAACUAACGGCGGUGGCGGGCUUUGUUUAAUCUCUUCACCUUGGUGGAGAAACUAGGCAUUUCCGGCAAAACAACAGAGUGAACAACCGCGUUGUGCAGUGAAGGGAAACGAAAAACUGAUGAAGCAUAUUGACACUCAAGUCGAUGAACAAAGAGAUCAUGCACAUGUAUCCACUUUUAUUGACGCCAACACCAGAACUCAUACCUCCCAAGACACAUCUAAAUUUAAUAUGUUCUUGUUUAUGGAACUACAGGAACCCAUUAUAUUGGUGUUGGUCAAAAAUAAAACAUAUCUUAUCCCUGACCUUGUCCGCGUCCUCUUGUGUACAAGUUUGCUGACCAUCAUGCUAUUAAGGUACACCUUCAACACAACGGAUGUGCUGGAUCACUUAUAACUACAGUGAUUCUACUUUGAAGCGCU